CAAAGCUUCACGAGACAGACCAAUACCACCAGAAAAGCCAAAAAGGACAGGAAAGGAAAGAAAAAGAUGGCUUCUUCUCAGCAACAAUUCCGUGCAGGUGAAGGCCAUGCCAUGACUGAAGAUUGGCUUCAAUCAGCUAAAGAUACCACAACCGCUGCACGUGACAAUGUGGCCAAUACGGCUCAGAACACCAUGGAUUCUGCCCAACAAAAAAAGGACGAAUCUGCCAACUUCUUCCAGCAGACAGGAGAGCAAAUGAUGAAUAUGGCACACGGUGCUGUGGACACCGUGAAGAACACACUUGGAGUGGGUGACACCAACACCAACACCAACACCAGCAUCAGCAAGUGA
Molecule: messenger RNA, 351 nt
Organism: Telopea speciosissima
Lineage: Eukaryota; Viridiplantae; Streptophyta; Magnoliopsida; Proteales; Proteaceae
Product: late embryogenesis abundant protein 7-like
Exons: 3
Coding region: 67-351 (94 amino acids)
Source: RefSeq, a predicted model, not a curated record